CGAGGCGAUUACGUCACAGCGCUCAACCGGAAGUGGCGAUACUGGGAAAACAAGUGAAGGAGGAAAGGUAGCCAUUAUUAAACCGAAGCAGCGAAAACGGGCGGUGAAGAAAGAAACUGAAGGCGCCAGGACGCGCGGGAAUGUAUGCUGCCCCGGAGGGAAGCGAUUUGUGAAGCUCAGGACCUUGAAGGCGAGCGCUGUUGAAGUACGAUGUCCUGCCGCGACAUUCACGCCACCAACGUGUUUGCGUUCAUCAUUACCCUCAUUUCAGUGGCCGGUCUUACUGUGGCAACACUGAUCCCACAGUGGAGGAUCACCCAGCUGGUCACCUUCAACCGUAACGCCAGGAACGUGACCGUGUACGAUGGCCUGUGGGCCAAGUGCGUGCAGCAGGAGGGCAGCUCCGGCUGCUACGUUUACGACACAGAGUGGUACAUUCGCGUGGACCAGCUGGACCUGCGUGUGCUGCAGUUUGCCCUGCCCUUCAGCCUCCUCUUUUCCACGCUGGCCUUGCUGCUCACCAUGUGCGGUAUGUGCAAGACGGCCUGUUGCUCCAGCAAGCCUGAGGUCACCACGGGCAACUGCCUGGUGAACAGUGCAGGCUGCCAUCUGGUAGCUGGACUGCUGCUCUUUCUUGCCGGAGGGAUAGCCAUGGCGCCCUCCGUCUGGUUCCUCUUCUACACCAAGCAGCUGAACAGGAAGUACGACAACCUGUUCUCCAACGACUUUGCCGUGUACGUGGCUAUCGGCUGCUCCGGGGGGCUCAUCCUCGCCUCUCUGCUGUUCUGCAUGUGGUACUGCAUGUGCAAGAAGCUGCCUUCACCGUUCUGGCUGCCGCUACCGGGCAUGUCCAACAGCUUCUCCACGCAGCCGCUCACCUCCAAUGGAUACCCCUCACCUGUGUACGCCCCUCAGCCUUUCCCUCCCCAGGCCUUCACCCCGGUGGUAGCUGCUGAUCCCAUGCCCUACGUCCAGCCCCAGGCCUACGCAGCACCCCAUGGCUAUACCCCUAGUGUGGCGGCCCAGCCUGCGUACGUAUCUCAGGUCUCCGUUCCCGAUGGUUACGGCUCGGAGGCCUACGCCCCCCACAGCUACGCCCCCUCCCAGGCCUACAGCUCCAGCUACGGUGGUCCGCGCUACUCCACACGUUCUCGGCUGUCCACCAUCGAGAUUGACAUCCCCGUCCUCACACAGGGCAGCUGAGGCCAGAGAGGGCUUCUGCACAUUCGUGGAGGUGUACGUUGUGCGGUGUAGCACUGAGGUACUGCACU
Messenger RNA from Scleropages formosus (Asian bonytongue), 1271 nucleotides. RefSeq names its product claudin 12 (gene cldn12). The transcript has 2 exons. Lineage: Eukaryota; Metazoa; Chordata; Actinopteri; Osteoglossiformes; Osteoglossidae. Gene Ontology annotation, cellular component: plasma membrane. The record is from RefSeq and is a predicted model, not a curated record. Bases 211 to 1203 code for a protein of 330 amino acids.